Messenger RNA from Tuber aestivum (summer truffle), 5423 nucleotides. Lineage: Eukaryota; Fungi; Ascomycota; Pezizomycetes; Pezizales; Tuberaceae. The record is from the annotation of a GenBank genome assembly.
AAGGCUGGCUGUCUAACAAUACAAGGAUGCCCUUUUCGGCGCGGAAGUUUGUUGAUUGCCCCCCUGGCCUGGGCUCGGCCUAUCGAUGUGGCGUGGGAGGUAUCGUCGCAGCGCGCGACGAAUGUGCGACGACUGUUGGCUCAGGAUGAAUAUUGGUACGCUAAAGUCAUCUCCCUUGCGAGAACGAGCAAUGAGGACGGGGGGCGCAGGAGCGAGCACGAGAGGGGCCUGAUCGUGGUGCCCGGAGGGGGGAGGUGAUCGUGGAUUGAUUGGGGCUACCGCACUUUGUUCUUCCCAGCUCAAACGGAAUUUUUGAGUGAGGCCAUUACUUGGCGAUGCCGCGGUCUCCAAGGUGCAGUACUCGUUCAGUGCUCGUACGGUACCGCACUGCUGGUAACCCGCGGUACGGCGCUCCGCUCACUACGAUACCGGUACAGAGGGACACAUUGCUUUACUGCACUGCACGGUAGAGUCUCCAGAGGGAAUUUAUUCAGCAUGUAUUGUACCAUACGAGUACAAUACACUACGGUACACAAAUCAGGGUAUUUCUCCAUUCAGAAGAAAGAGUUCCAUGUUUGUCCCGGCUGGUUCUCCUCCCUUUGCAGGAAAAAUAACCAUCUCACUCACUCGCUCGUUAUUUAUUCAUUUACUCACCUGUUCGCUAAUCCGUAUGGGUCGCUGACUGCCUCCCGCGUUCUUUCGAUCCCCGCCCCUCCUUUGAUACCGCAUGGUACGUACUUGGCCCACCUACCGUACCCAGCCAACACUUCCCUUUCCCCUCCACCCUUUCCCCUCCACCCUUCCCCCUUCCCUCCUCUCCCCACCCUUUCUUUGCAUUGAGCCGUAAACUGCGGACGUAGCACCGCAAACCGCCAUUGGUGGUCCUCCCACCCGCCGGCUCCCUCUUCACCUCGAAUCACGCUGCCUCACCCAUUCUGUCACUCGUUGAUUCGUCCUUGUCGUUCUUUACUUUUUUAGUUCUUUAUCCCGUCUAGCCCUCAGCGGCUCUCGCUGCCUUUCACCUUCUCCAUCUCCGGACGCUAACUUUCUUUCCCUCACUGUAUGUAGCCCAUGUUUCAAUCCCCCUUGCUGCCCUUAAUAUCGACUGCCUUCCCAUCUCCAGUCACCCCCCCUGAUAUCGUGGAAGAGAAGGGUCUCGUCGUGCCGUCCAAGGGUGAUUAGUAUCCGGCCAUGUAUCUUGACCGCCCCUUGGUUCUCCGCGCACUGCUUGUGCUUUCACUUUUUGGUGGAAUUGCUCUAUCCAGAGGGGAGAACAUACAUCGCCGUCAAGAUGGAAAUGUUGCGGCGACGGCUUCAAACAAUAAACCUUCACCCUCAACGGAUUCCGAGGUUCCAAAUCAGACAUCUAUCUCUCGUGCAGCCACAAACACGGGUUCAAAUGCUCCAUCGCUUACAGGAAAUGCUCAGAGCUCGGGCUCUAGCUCGGCCUCUGGGGGAAGAAAUGCUGAUGAGACGAUCAAGAGUUCCCCCGCACCUACUAUGGCCGAGAGUGGGGACAACUUGAGCUCAAACAGUACGGGUGAGUUCUUUUGUUUUCUUUUCCCUCCAAUCUGUUAUCAUCGAUAUGGGCUUUGUCUGGAACCAUGAUAACUAACUAACCUCUUGAUAGCAAACUCGGCAGAUGAGAUUUACCGGGGAGGUUUGCCGAUAAACCCUAUGGUGACGCCAGGGAUUGCAGUUGCGGGUGUAUUGCUCUUACUUGCUGGUGUACCAUAUUGUUUAAUUGGAAUUAAAAUCAAAUUGUAGGAAAUAUUUGUUUGUCUGAGGGGGUACGAUAUCCACUGACAGUGUUUGGGACAGUCUACAUAUUUUCCUGUCUACAGCUUUGCUAGCCAGUUUGGGUGUCACAGUCCUAGUUGUCUACGUCAUGAAUCCACCGGUUAAAUUCGCGAUCCAGGGGGCCUAUGUAACCGCUGCAACGAUCACGGGCCUUCUGACAGGUUGCCUGGCUGUUGUAUUUCCUGAAGUCACAGAAGCGCUGGGUUGUUUGCUGGGCGGCUUUUGUGUUUCCAUGUGGUGUUAGUGCCCUGCUUCCCGUAGGGUGGCUGGCCAUGCUUUGCUAACCCAAUCGACAGUUCUUGUAUUGAAGCCCGGGGGGCUUGUACCAUCAGUUUACGGCAAGCUUAUACUGAUUGCUGUCUUUUGUUUUGCACUUUUUGCUUUGGCAUUUCACCGGCUUACCAGGCCAUACUCCUUAAUGUUUUCCCUUUCCUUUUCUGGGGCAACGGCAAUAGUUCUAGGAAUCGAUUGCUUCUCCAGGGCUGGCCUCAAGGAAUUCUGGCUUUAUAUUUGGGGUAAUGAUCGAGCCUUCUUUUCUUCUUUUUUUACCCCUUUAGGGUUAGCCUGACCGUGGGUAGAUGCUGACUGAUGACAGCCCUUAAUGAUAAUAUUUUCCCCUUGGAGACCAACAACUAUCCACAUACCCGUGGUAUUAGGGUUGAAAUUGCUGUCAUCGUUCUCAUCACAGGUUUCGGUAUUAUGUCGCAGGUCAAGCUUUGGAACAUUCUCAAGGAGCGACGGGAUGCUAAAGACGCUGAGAAGCGAAGACAAGACGCGGAUAUCGAGGCUAUGGAUGCGGAUGCUGGGUUAAGGGUUGAGGGAGAGCACAAAUUGGAGCGGGAACAAUGGGAGGCAACCUUUGGGCACAAAAAGGCAGAUGGGGUCAUGUCUGACGAGAGGCCGGCUACUGGAAGGAUAAGCCGAGCGGACUCCGGACUUGGCGAUGAUGUGGGUUACGGGAAAAAUAGCGUUGACAGGACUGAGGAAUUUGUUGAGACCAAGGAAAUGAAAAGAGAGCGUGAGGAGCAUAUUCAGAUGGCCCAAAUGGGAGGAAGCAGGUCUCAGUCGAUGGACGCAUCUGGAGGCGGCACUAUGAAAAGUCAAGGGUCUCCAAAUCAGAACCAAGCAUCCGAGGAUGUCGACAAAAUUGAGCCCGUUGAAAGCUUGGAUGCUCCGAAACAUGAGGAGGUCCUCACCCCUGGAACUGUUUCAAGACGCCAGUCAUCGCAGUCCAUCGCUCCGAGUUAUUCGAAUCAGCCCACCCCCCAACGGCUCUCUUCUCAAUCUGCGGUGUCGCAGGAGGCCGCUGUCCAAAGGCCUGAUGUCCCACCGCCACCUGUGGUGAUCCCCCUUCCGGUCCCGAUCCCGGUUGAGGCAGAAAACGACGAUGACGACGAAGCAUCUUCUCUCGCUACAUUUUCUGGAUCAGAUCGGAUUAUCAGCCAAGAGAUAGAUGAGGAUGCUCUCAGGUCAGUGGUCAAGAUGGCUGACGAGGAAGACAAGGCUUCCAGUGUAGCAGCAACCCUCGACGACAACGAGGAUGAGAUGGUCGACCCCGCGGAAAAUGAUUUCUCGCAGAUCAAGGAGGCUUCGCAUGAGGAUACCCCCCCACAUACACCACCGGUCGAGAUUGAAGUGGAGGGAAUGCUUGACGAGUCCCGCAAUGGAGAUCUGAAUUCAGGUCUGGUCGAAGAAGAGACGCCGGCGGUGGCUGAGAAUAAAUCCGUAGGAGCGGAAGCGCCGGAGUCCGGGGGGAGUGAUACACCUGUAGAGGGUGCUGAGAAAGACCCCGUCACCGAAGAUCACUCGAAGGGAACUGAUUCUCCUAAUAUGACCGCUCUUAUUGCGCCAACUUCCAUCUCCACAUCUCCAAGCGCCUCGCCACCGUUAGCAGUUUCCACAACCCCAGUGGAUCCCGCCCAGAUACAGAGAGAUUUGACACCAGCAUCAACCCCCAAGCCCAAGUCAAGUUCACCCUCACCACCCGGCCCGGAAACACAGCUCCAGGCAAAGUGCUCAAAAGUCGUGAAGAAUUAUCGAACGAACGAAUGGGCCAAACAUCUCGCGGAUGCUGAGCUGCCUGAACUGGACAAAUUGGAAGAAGCUCCCGAGGUCACCGAUGCUCCCAAAGAGACCCCUGCGCCAGUCCAUAUUGAGGAACUCCAGGAGACCGCAGCUAUUAAGCCGCCUGCACCUCCAAGACCAGUCUCUAAAUUAUCUAACCGCGAGAACCCAGGCCCUGCGCCAGCUCCAGCUAACCGCCCAUCUGUACAGCUAGGAAAAUCACGCACCUCUGUUCGUAUGAGCUCUGCGCCGAAUCCUUUACCAGAGAGUGUUUCGCCUAUUGAGCGCUCCAUUUCGCCCAGUGGCAGAACAACGCCGAUGCCGUUUACACAAAAUACUCUGAUUGGAAAACGCGAGAGCAUGGUUCGAAGCAGACAGAGCUUCAAUGCUCUAGCCGAGUACGGGCCAAAAUCUUCCUCCCCGACCCCACAGUCGUCCCCGGAGCCCAAGCAUCAGCAGCGUACGGCGACCCCUGUUCCGGGUGCACCUUUCGUCCCUCAGCGCCAAUCUACGGGCCCAUUUUCUCAACUUCCCACAAGUGAUCAUAAGUCUGCAUAUCAGUAUCGACUUAGCAUGCUUGAUGAUGAUAUGCCUUUGGCUGAUCGCCGCAACGAGCUCCUUCAACAUGUCGUGCCUCAGGCCGGUGGUGCACCGGUGUCUCAACAACAACAGCAACGCCGCAGUCUUCCGUCUCAGGUAGAUAGGCGUGAGGCUAUGCUCAAGAAUUGGCGUGAGACGGUAAAGGCCGAGCUCCAGACAUCUAGCCAUACAACUCACGCUAUCCAAGAGAGGAGGGGUGAAAUGUUGAACGAAAGGAUGCAAUCGAUUCAGAAUGAACGUCAUAAGAGUUUGAAGGAAAACUUUAGGGAUGAGAUGUUUGACGAGAGGAUGCGGCAGAAGGAUAUGCUCGACCUACACAAGGAGGCUAUGAGGAGGAUGCAAGCGAAUGCGAACAAGCACAUUUAGGAAGACGUCCUACUCGGGGUGUGCGAGAAAAUAGCCUCUGCUUUCUUUUCCAUCUGGCGUUUUGGCAGAUUUAUGGUUUCAAGUACAUACUUUAACGUGAGCGUUGCAUGAUAGCUGAUACCUAUCAUACCCGGAUGGGAUUCUUUUCUCUGUCACCCCCACUCCCAAAUUGGUAGCGUAGGUGAUGGUUAGCUAUUUUGGAGCCCGAUCGGUUUCUUUUUCUUCAUUUUUUUCACAAGGACACCUCUAUCUUGCUAGAAGAGUUUUUUUGAAGUUCUGUCCGUUGGCUCUUUUUUUCCCCUCCUGUUGAAAAUCUCGCCCAGCUUAUAAGGGGGGGUUUCUGUUAAUUCCAUUCAUACCCUUUUCCCACCUGUCGUACCUACCCACACCCCUUCCCUUUAUACUCACCCGAGUGCUGCGAUAUCCUCAUUUUGAGGAGAGGUAUGUGAGAAGAGGGGGGGAGAAAAGGAUGAUACUGUUUUUUGCUAGUCUGUAAUUUUGCAUGUUUAGUUACUAGCGAUUGUCGGAUAUGGCGCUGUUGCUACCGGUAGAUAGAUUAAUGAAGUUUGAGAGGGGAGGAGGUUACGACUCUG